This is a messenger RNA of Pogoniulus pusillus (Red-fronted tinkerbird), 6203 nucleotides long. RefSeq names its product phospholipase C eta 1 (gene PLCH1). Gene Ontology annotation, biological process: phosphatidylinositol-mediated signaling; release of sequestered calcium ion into cytosol; lipid metabolic process. The record is from RefSeq and is a predicted model, not a curated record. Bases 135 to 5219 code for a protein of 1694 amino acids. Gene Ontology annotation, molecular function: calcium ion binding; phosphatidylinositol-4,5-bisphosphate phospholipase C activity. The transcript is spliced from 24 exons. Lineage: Eukaryota; Metazoa; Chordata; Aves; Piciformes; Lybiidae.
CUGCUGCCCACCAGCCCUCAUCUGCAGACCCCUCACCGUGCCUCCGGGCCGUCAGAGCCGUUUGUUUGUCGCUCCCCUGCCGUUAGCCCUCGCAGGGUCCCUGCCUUGGCUGGUGAGCAGCAGGUCACCUCGCCAUGAGUUACUGGAGCCUGGAGAAGAGGAGCUGUCUGCAGUACUGCAGGCACUUUCUGGUGGACAACGGAGUGUUCCACGUUGAAAGAUGCAUGAGUGUCAUGCAGUCUGGGACUCAGAUGGUGAAGCUGAAGAGUGGCACCAAGGGGCUGGUCCGACUCUUCUACCUGGAUGAGCACAGGACCUGCAUCCGAUGGAGACCCUCCAGAAAGAGCGAAAAGGCCAAAAUUGUCAUCGACUCCAUUUACAAAGUCGCGGAAGGGCGGCAGUCGGAAAUCUUCCACCGCCACGCCGAGGGCAGCUUUGACCCCAGCUGCUGCUUUACCAUUUACCAUGGCAACCACAUGGAAUCCCUGGAUCUGAUCACAUCCAACCCAGAGGAGGCUCGCACCUGGAUCACAGGGCUGAAGUACCUGAUGGCUGGAAUCAGCGACGAGGACUCGCUCGCCAAGCGGCAGAGGACACACGACCACUGGGUCAAACAGACCUUUGAGGAGGCUGACAAGAACAGGGAUGGGCUGCUGAACAUCGAGGAGAUUCACCAGCUGAUGCACAAGCUGAAUGUCAACCUGCCCCGCAGGAAGGUGCGGCAGAUGUUCCAGGAAGCAGACACAGAUGAGAACCAAGGGACCCUGAAUUUCGAGGAGUUCUCAGUGUUUUACAAGAUGAUGUCCCUGCGGAGAGACCUCUACCUGCUGCUCCUCAGCUACAGUGACAAGAAGGAUCACCUCACUGUGGAAGAACUUGCUCAGUUUCUGAGGGUGGAACAAAAGAUGAACAAUGUGACACCAGAGUAUUGUCUUGACAUCAUACAGAAGUUUGAAGCAUCAGAAGAAAACAAGAAGCAAAAUGUUCUUGGGAUUGAAGGUUUCACCAACUUCAUGCGCAGCCCUGCCUGCGAUGUUUUUAACCCACUGCACUCCGAGGUGCACCAGGAUAUGGAUCAGCCUCUCUGCAACUACUUCAUUGCUUCCUCUCACAACACCUACCUGACCGGAGACCAGCUGCUGUCCCAGUCCCGGGUGGAGAUGUACGCGCGGGUGCUGCAGGACGGCUGCCGCUGCAUCGAAGUGGACUGCUGGGAUGGGCCAGAUGGAGAGCCAGUAGUGCACCAUGGCUACACUCUUACUUCUAAGAUCCUCUUCCGCGACGUGGCAGAGACCAUCAACAAAUAUGCCUUUGUCAAAAAUGAGUUUCCUGUGAUCCUGUCUAUUGAAAACCACUGCAGUAUCCAGCAGCAAAAGAAGAUUGCUCAGUACUUGAAGGAAAUAUUUGGUGACAAACUGGACUUGUCAACUGUAGCCACUGGAGAUUCCAAGCAGCUUCCCAGUCCUCAAAAUCUGAAAGGGAAAAUCCUAGUGAAGGGUAAGAAGCUGCCAUACAGCCUGGGAGCAGAUGCUGAGGAAGGAGAAGUUUCGGAUGAGGACAGCGCUGAUGAAAUCGAAGACAACUGCAAAUUAAAGCCCUGCUAUAGUAAUGGUGCAACUCAGCACCAGGUGGAAUCUUUCAUAAGAACAAAACUGGAAUCUCUGAUCAAAGAAUCCCAAAUCAGGGACAAAGAAGAUCCUGACAGCUUCACCGUGAGAGCCCUGCUGAAGGCAACCCAUGAGGGGUUAAAUAUUAACCUGAAGCAGAACCUGGACUUGAAAGAAGGUGGAAAAAAGUCUCACAGUCGAUCAUUAAUGGGCAACUUUGGCAAGCACAAGAAAGCUGUGAAGGCAGCAGCCAAAUACCAGAGUGCCUCAGAUGAGGAGGAAAGCCAACAGAACUCCUCUGGGAAGGAAGUGGGGCAGCUGCACAGCAGCAGGCUGACGCGGCGAAGGAAGACAGUGAAGCUGUGCCGAGCCCUGUCUGACCUGGUGGUCUACACCAACUCUGUGGCAGCCCAGGAUAUAGUAGAUGAUGGAUCCACAGGGAAUGUGCUGUCAUUCAGUGAAACCAGAGCCCACCAAGCAGUGCAGCAGAAGGCUGAGCAGUUCAUGCUCUACAACCAGAAGCAGCUCACAAGAGUCUAUCCAUCAGCCUACAGGAUUGACUCCAGCAAUUUCAAUCCCUUUCCUUACUGGAAUGUUGGUUGCCAGCUGGUGGCACUCAACUACCAGUCUGAGGGACGUGUGAUGCAGUUAAAUGAAGCAAAAUUUAGGGUAAAUGGCAACUGUGGUUACGUCCUCAAACCUCAGCAAAUGUGCAAAGGCACAUUCAACCCCUACUCUGCUGAUCCACUUCCUGCCAGCCCUAAAAAGCAGCUGAUUCUGAAGAUCAUCAGUGGACAGCAGCUGCCAAAGCCUCCAGACUCGAUGCUAGGAGACAGGGGAGAGAUCAUUGAUCCCUUCGUUGAGGUGGAGAUUAUUGGGUUGCCUGUUGACUGCUGUAAGGAUCAGACCAGGGUGGUUGAUGACAACGGGUUCAAUCCUGUUUGGGAGGAAACACUCACUUUCACUGUCCACAUGCCUGAAAUAGCUUUGGUGAGAUUCCUUGUCUGGGACCAUGAUCCCAUUGGGCGAGACUUCGUUGGACAAAGGACUCUGGCCUUCAGCAGCCUAGUCCCUGGUUAUCGCCAUGUGUACUUAGAAGGGCUGACAGAAGCCUCCAUAUUUGUUCACAUCACCAUCAAUGAGAUCUAUGGAAAGUGGAGCCCUUUAAUCCUCAACCCCAGUUACACAAUCUUGCACUUUCUAGGAGCCACAAAGAACAAGCAGCUGAUAGGACUGAGGGGGCUGUUUGCCAAGCCCCCCAAGGCCAGCUCUGCCGAGAGCAGUGGGCACUACAUCCGGAAGCGCUCUCUGGGCGAGCGGAUCCUGCGGCGCACGGCCAGCGCCCCGGCCAAGGGCAGGAAGAAAAGCAAGAUGGGCUUCCUGGAGGCUGCUGAGAUGAAGGACAGUGCCUCUGAGCCAGCAGACCUGAAAGACCUGAAGGAAGGAGUGGUGAGGCGUACGAGCCGCAGCUUGCAAGCACGCCCUGCUUCCAUGCCUGUGGAUAAGUAUCUCCUCGUGGAGCUGCCCUGCCCGGGAGAGGAACCAGCCCAAGAUGCCAAAGGAAAUGAAAAGGCAACUGCCAACAGUGAGGACGCUGCAAAUGGGCAAGACACAAACCUGCAAGACUCUGGUUCAGCAAACACUCCAAGUUUGGCGUCUCGGGUGAUGAAAAACGGCCACAAGGAGACCCCAAUUGAUUCUUUAGUACCACCUCUGCAAGAGCAGCCUGAACAAUUAGGUUUGCCAAGUGUGGCUGAAAUGAAUCACCUCGUAGACUAUGAGGAAAAUGAUCUUCCUGAGGGAAGUGUCCCCCUCCUGCAGGGCUCUGAUGUUGGCAUUCCCACAGAAGAACCACAUGACGAAAGCUGUGCAGACUGCAAACGGGAGGACGGCACAGAGAGCUCUGAGGAGGACACAACAACUCCUGUGGGGACUUCCCCUUCUCUGGAAAACCACAUCAGGAAGAGCAGCCCUGCAGCACCUCCUCCUCCAGCAGACACUUCCUCUCCCAUUUGCUGUACUGCUGCUGCCCUGCCCUGCAGCUCAGCCACGCAGGACAGCGACGUUUCUCGCCUGAUCGCGGAGGUGUCCUUGGCCAGCGAGAGCGAGGUGGGCAGCGCCGUUUCGGCUCUGAUCGGGCAGCUGGAGCUCACUGCCGACCAAACCACCCUUAGCACGGCCUCGAGCCUCCGUGGCUCCAGCAGCCAGACCUUCAGCACGACGGCUGCACAGCCACGGGUGCCUGCGGCUGAUCUGGCCAGCCCCUGCAAGCACAACGUCCCCUCCGCCCAACCCACCAAGUCCCCUCUGUUCUCCACCCCAGACACCACCGCGUUCUGCAGCCCCGAGACUGCAGACUACUCCACCUACACAAUCAUCCACGAGGCCACUCUGACCCCAGCUUCUGCGUGUAAGACCCACUGUGAAGUAGCCUGCAAGAAAAAGCUAAGUGGUGUUGAAAAUAACCUGCCCAGCUCUCCCUGUCCUUCACCCCUCUCUUUGCUAAAUGCAAACCCCAAAAGAAUCCAUGGAACAAGACCUGGCACAAGCUGGGAAGCUCCUGAGUCUGCCAGUUCCUUUGCUUCCAACAACCUCAUCUUCGAGGAGCCUCUGGUUGACCCUCUCACUGGUGUGAGUCCCGAGAGCAGCAGCCUUGUAGGGGUGGAUGGAGGCUCCCCAGAUCUGCUGGUCACUGCCUGGGAGUACAAGAGGGAGGACAUGAGCCACUUGGCUUCCCCUUUGAAACUGAGGCAAAGGCAGGACGCCGGCAGGACCUCUGGGAGCAGCACAGCUGUGGAGCUCUGCUCUGCUGCCCGGGGCUGCUCGGAGCACUGCAGGGCUGCAGGCACACAGCUCCCUUUUGCCGUGUGUGACAAUGUUGCGCUCUUGUAUCGUCGCCAGGCGGCCGAGCAGACCAAGGCAGCCUGUGCCGCCCAGGGAGCCCAGCUCAGCGCUUUGGCUUUCCCACCUUACUCAGCCGUCAGGCAGCCCAGUCCUUGCAAAUCCAAGAGUCUUGGGGACUUGACUUCAGAGGACAUUUCCUGCAACUUUGAAAGUAAGUAUCAGUACAUAAGCAGGAGCUUCAUCUCCUCAGGCAUGAGGGACAAGAAGCUUGCUGCUAUGAAGAACAUGAGGCCACACUCCACGGAUGCUCUGACGGAGCAGCUGAGGAGGUUGGUGUCCCUGGACCAGGAGGACACCCAUCAGACACUCUGCUCCAGGCAGAUUGAUGAAGACUGCCCAAAAGCACUGGUCAGGAAGCUCUCCUCCAGGAGCCAGAGCCGGGUGCGGAACAUCGCCAGCCGCGCUAAGGAGAGGCAGGAGGCUGCCAGCAAGCAAAAACCUCACUCGAGUAGCACUGCGGGGGUCGUGCUUCGGGACAAGCCCUCAGCCUCUCCUCACCUUAUCAACAGGCACUCCACGGGCUCCUACAUCGCCAGGUACCUGAACGGCUUCUCUGGGCAGGGCCUGGAGGGCCGCGGCAUGCCGGAGGGUGCCUGCGCCGCCUUCCACGCCAGCUGCGGCGACCGCCUGCACGCUCACCACCCUGCCCUGCAGCUGGAGCCCAGCACCGAGGACCAGCCCGAAAUCUACUUCCUGCUGAGGCUGUAGGUUGUCUAAGUGUACACUCUCAAAGUUUACAGAGUUGAAAUGAAGGAUCUGUGGUGAGCAGACCCCGCUCGGAGGGGCUAAGCUAUUUAGAACUGCAGUGCCGUGCUCGUGGUUGGGUCCUGUGUCACACAACCCACGCUCCACCCUCACCCCUUCACCAGGUGAAGUCCUUUGGAGACUGUGUGCAUGCAGUGAGCAGUGGUAGCCUUUUGUCCCUGUCAUGCUGUGCCCAGAAGCCUGGCACUGCAGUGGCUGCAAGAGUGUUGUCUUCGCCUGCUGUUUGGAAGGACCUUCCUAGUGAUCACUUUUGGCCUUCGGUGAGAAGUCCCCUGAGCCUCCUGCUUUCUGUCACUGGUAGUGUCCCUGAGGGGGUCCUCAGACAGCCCCAGAAGGAGCCCCCUGGUUAGCAUCACUCUGCCUUGGAACCCACUGUUCCCAUGCGCGAGCCAUGAGUCGACCUGCAGAGUUAGGGCUUAAUCCAGAUCUGUCAGCCCCGUGUAGACGUGCCCUGGCCACUCUGAACAGCUGCCUUCCUUUUUGGUGGCUGUGCCGAGUGCUCAGCGUGGAAGGUGGGAGCCAUCCUGCAUUGCUGGGGGGAGGACGCUGGAUGUCGGCAUCGCUUGGGUCUGUCUUUUUGCUCCUGGCUGCGUGCGUGGCUUGGGUGCAGCAGCAGAGCUGGAGAUGUCUGUCAGUGUACUGCUGAACUGGUGACAGUGUGGGACAGUGGCAAGCUGCUGUGGUAGAGCAACUCCUUUGGCUGUCUUGUCUUUUUCUACCAAGGCUGAAAUGAAUUGGCUGAGUGAACCUCAAGCACUGAAGCUUCCCUGGAGGGAACAGCAGAGCUUUGUUUUGGUUGGAAGAUACUCUUUGCCUGACUGUAAGGUUUUCUUCUGAGCUGUACAAGAGAUGGACCUUUUACCUCUUUCUUUUGUAAUGCAGAGUACUACUAUUCUUCAAAAUGUCAUUAAAAUAGAUUUUUAAGCA